AUGACUUCUACAUCUGAGUGUAUUACCUGGUUUGCCGUAUUCGUAACUGGGUCAGUUAUCAUCGCAUCAGUCAACCUUCUUACAAUUAUUGUUUUUCUAAAGAACAGAAAUCUUCGCACUCGUGCCAUGUACUUGGUUAUAAACCUGACCCUGGCUGACAUGUUGGUUGGUCUUCUUUCCGGAAGUCUUUCUCCAUCGAUUUCCUUGCGAUUUUCUUGUGACUUUCUAAAUGUGACAUUAUAUUCUUUGGAUUUGUUUUAUUUUCUCGUUCCUUUUUCACCUCUUGUCUCCGUGACAAAUAUUACUGUGAUCUCUUUAGAGCGGAUGCAUGCCACAUUUCGUCCAUUCAAGCAUCGUGUUAUCACAAAAUGGGUCUACGGGGUAGCAAUUACUGCUGUCUGGAUUUUUCCUGCGAUGGUGCUAAGUGUGGCAAUUUUCCGCUUAAAUUUCGGUUCCCCAAACAAGAUUAUUAUCCUCUGGCCAAUAUACUACUGUUUUUGUCUGUUUGUUAUCUGUGUUUCGUACGCUUGUAUUUCUAUUAAAUUUUUGUGUGGAGCAUAUCCCCAGCACCAUGGUGCAGUGAAUAGACAAAGAAAACUGACUGUAACAUUGUUCAUAAUGACUACUGUAUCUUUACUAUUGUCUCUUCCACUUGUUUUGCAUCUUUUUGUUCUUUAUGCCACCAAUAGUACCCAUAUCUUUACCUCACCUCCUUUUGCAUAUUCCUCGGUGGUUUUGGUUGGUGUAAACUCUUUUGUUAAUCCCAUUCUAUACUCUGUUAGAAUUCCAGAGUUCAAACAGGCUCUAAUCUCGAUAUUUAGACGUCGACAAAAUGAAAAUGUUGACAUUCCUCUUUAA
Porites lobata is the source of this 858-nucleotide messenger RNA. NCBI's taxonomy places the organism in Eukaryota, Metazoa, Cnidaria, Anthozoa, Scleractinia, Poritidae. The record is from the annotation of a GenBank genome assembly.